CAAAGCUUUAUAGAAUAUCGUAUGUAGUCAAGACCGCUGGAUAAAGCAGUCGCAGAUGUACAGUACAGUGCUUGCACCCAAGGAACCUCACAUCCACAAAUAAUAAAGGGAACCACGAGUCAUGCAAAAGGGAUAGAUGGGAUACUAUGGAAAGAUAUAAAUAUGCCAAUCUACUCAGUCCAGUCCAGUCUAGUCCAGUCCAUCAUCCAAACCAAAUCAAUUUCCAGUUUUGAUCAGUCAAUCCGUCAAUCAAUCAAUCAAUCAAUCAAUCAAUCAAUCAAUCAAUCAAUCAAUCAAUCCGCCAGUUUAGUCCAAAUGCCCACGCCGAAGGGAAGAGAGGGAAGAGGGGAGAGGAGGGGGGAAGCACAGGCCGGCCCAACACCGCGGGCGGCGGCGGCGGCGGCGGCGGCGGCCCCCAUCCAUCCAUCCAUCAUCCAUCCAUCUAUCGUGCAUGCGUGCCAUGCCAUGGCCAUGCAUAGUAACGUUAUGAUCCGCUGGUCGUUCUCUCCCCUCUCCUCCCCCCUAACCCAUUAUUCUGGUUGUUCACGCAUACCGGCUCAGUCAAAGCCCUGCUAUACGAGCACCACCUAGCAGGGGACGCUCUUAUGCAGCGGUGAAUAUGUAUAAGAUAGAUCACUGCCCACUUCCUCCGGAACGAAUCCAAUAACUACCUUACUCCAAUGGAAACCGGCAGUAGCAGUGAGCAGGGG
Messenger RNA from Aspergillus aculeatinus CBS 121060, 710 nucleotides. RefSeq lists its product as uncharacterized. The transcript has a single exon. NCBI's taxonomy places the organism in Eukaryota, Fungi, Ascomycota, Eurotiomycetes, Eurotiales, Aspergillaceae. Bases 163 to 591 code for a protein of 142 amino acids. The record is from RefSeq and is a predicted model, not a curated record.